Messenger RNA from Drosophila sulfurigaster albostrigata, 1467 nucleotides. It is a transcript of the gene CstF64, whose product is annotated as cleavage stimulation factor subunit 2 tau variant. NCBI's taxonomy places the organism in Eukaryota, Metazoa, Arthropoda, Insecta, Diptera, Drosophilidae. The record is from RefSeq and is a predicted model, not a curated record. Gene Ontology annotation, biological process: mRNA 3'-end processing. The transcript has 2 exons. Gene Ontology annotation, molecular function: mRNA binding. The coding region runs from base 119 to 1390 and encodes 423 amino acids. Gene Ontology annotation, cellular component: mRNA cleavage and polyadenylation specificity factor complex.
CAACUCUGUUUUGCUACAGGGAAAUUUACUAGCCGUAUCGCGACGCAGCACGAUUUUUAAGCAAAUUGUUUAUAUUGUUUUAUUUAACAAUCUUGGCUGCAGAAAACUAAAAAGCAUCAUGGCGGAUAAAGCUCAAGAACAGAGUAUCAUGGACAAGUCCAUGCGUUCAGUAUUUGUGGGCAACAUACCAUACGAGGCCACCGAGGAGAAGCUGAAGGAAAUUUUCAGUGAAGUCGGCCCGGUUUUGUCGCUUAAACUGGUGUUUGAUCGGGAGAGUGGCAAGCCAAAGGGUUUUGGCUUCUGCGAGUACAAGGAUCAGGAGACAGCGCUCAGCGCUAUGCGAAAUCUCAAUGGCUACGAAAUCGGCGGACGCACUUUGCGUGUGGAUAAUGCUUGUACAGAGAAGUCACGCAUGGAGAUGCAACAGCUGCUGCAGGGUCCGCAGGUGGAGAAUCCCUAUGGCGAACCCUGCGAUCCCGACGAAGCACCUGAGUUGAUAACCAAGACGGUUGCUUCUCUGCCGCCCGAGCAAAUGUACGAGUUGAUGAAGCAAAUGAAACUGUGCAUAGUUAGCAAUCCUUCGGAGGCACGUCAAAUGCUUAUGCUGAAUCCUCAGUUGGCCUAUGCGCUACUCCAGGCAAUGGUUGUGAUGCGCAUCGUUGAUCCGCAGCAGGCGCUGGGCAUGCUCUUCAAAGCCAAUCAAAUGCCGCCUGUGCUCGGUGGGAAUCCGCAGCAGCAGCCGCCACAGCCAACUCAGCAGCAGCAACAGCAGCCACAGCAGUUGCCACCACAAGCAGCUGGUCAGAUGCAGAUGCCCGUUGGUGGUCCCAACUUUAAUAAUAUGCAUUCAAACGACAUCGAUUUACGCAUGGUGCCGGGCCCAGGACCCGUAAAUAUGGAUCCUCGCAUGCUAGCACGCAAUAUGGAUCAGGAUAUGCGUCAGGUGCCGGGCCCUAUGCCCAAUCCCGUGCCGCCUCCGCUGAUGGAUCCGCGCACACGCGCUCAAAUGCAACCCCAGCAGCAGCAAGGACCGCCAGCUGCUUCGAUGCCGUAUCCAAGCGAUCCACGACAACGUCCCAUGGAUCCACGUCUGCGUGGCGCUAUGCCACCUGGACCAGGACCAGUUCAACAGCCGGUGCAACAGCAGCAGCCGCCACCACAACAGGUGCCGCCUGUAACACAACAACAGCAAUCUGCUGCAUUGCAGCUGCAGAGCCGUUUGGGUGCUCAUGGAGUGCUGCCGUCGGAUGCAUCGGAUCAGGAAAAGGCAGCGCUCAUUAUGCAGGUACUGCAGUUGUCCGACGAUCAGAUUGCACAGCUGCCGCCAGAGCAACGUGCCAGCAUUUUGGUGCUGAAGGAGCAAAUUGCCAAAACUAGGACAGCACGUUAAAGUCGCAUUAUUAUUAUUAUUAUUAUUUUGAACAUUUGUAUUGGAAACUAAACAAUAAAGAACUCCUAUAGAUUCAA